AUGUUGAAAAAUUAUAAUAAAAUUUCUUUUAAUUUGAAUUCAAAAAUAGAAAAUGGUCCAUUAUGUCCAUCUUUUCUUUCUGAGAGAGAUCAAUUAUCAACUAUUGAAAUUGCUGCAAAAUAUUCAUCUUAUUCAACUAAAUUAGAUGAUAAUAUUUAUGUUCAAUCAUGUCAAGUAUUUAUUUGUUCAAAAAAUUCCACAAAUAAUGAAAUAGGAUCAGAUAAUGUUAUAGAUGAUAUAACAAUAUGUGGUCUUAUUGAUUAUAUAGAUUAUGGUUAUGAAAUCAAUUCAUUUCUUCUUAGUAUUGGAGUCGUUUCUUAUUCAUUAGCAGAAAAUCUUAUUGAUUUACUAAUUGAACGUCAAUCAAAUUAUUAUCAAGAAAAUCAAGAUGAUUGUCUAAUAGCUAAAUUACAUGUUUAUACGAAUUGUUUAAAAUAA
This is a messenger RNA of Rotaria sp. Silwood1, 438 nucleotides long. The record is from the annotation of a GenBank genome assembly. Lineage: Eukaryota; Metazoa; Rotifera; Eurotatoria; Philodinida; Philodinidae.